CCGUGGCGGGGACACUGCGCGUGCCAGCGGGGCGUGGGGAGGGUGAGGAGCAGGGGCAGCCAGGCCCCAUCCACAGCCCUACGGGGAGCCGCCCCCCUCCCGCGGGCUGCGAGGCGUCCACCCCUGCGUCCUCGGCCCCUGCAGCCAAGCGGGUCCCCGGAAAAAGACACCGCCCAGCGCGGGAUAGCCGCCCCCCUCCCCGCCGCCCGGAGCGGGGCACAGACCAGGGAGACGCUCCCCGGCAGGGGCAGGCGGAUGCCAAGUACUUCCGUGGCGUGACAGGGCGUAGCCGUGCCGCCAAAGCGGACGCCGGUUUUGGCCAGGCUGGUCCUGGGGCUGGGCUUGUGCCUGCUGCCGUCCCGUCUGUGGGGCGCCUUGCCCCCGGGCUGUGAAUGGGUCACACGCGCUCCGCUGGGGCCCUGUCUCCGCUGGCGCGUUGCCUGUUUUCUGAACUGAGCCUGUAGACUGUGCUGGGUCAGGCCGCUGAGCCCGGGGGGAUGGUCAGGCCGUCACGUUUUUUAAAUGUUUUUUUUUUUUUGAAAACCUUUUCCAGACCAGGCCAUUUCCCGGCACAACCAAGUCACCUGGAAACCAUUUUUGAGCAGUUCUGGAAAACGGUUUCAGAACAAUAGGCAAAUUGCCACUGUAGAAUAGAUGGGGCUAGAGAGAUGAGGAGGGAGAGAAAGUGAGGGAAGAAAAUAUCUCUAGUUUAUAAAUUAAAUAUAUUAGAAGGGACCACUGUAAUCCUCUAGUCUGACCUUAAUGAGGUUUUUCCCUGCCUGAAGGAUCUUUCCUGCAGAAGAAGAGCUUUGGUCCCCAUUACUACUGUUUUGACUCCUGGGUCUGUACUGACUGGCAAUCUUUAAAGCAAAGUUCCAGUGUCAGCAUGUCCGGGUGCCAUGGAGUCGCCCAGUUGCUCACCUGGGUGGUGCUGAUCUGUCAGGCUGGAUGCUGCCUCCUGGAUUCCAUAGGUGCAGCAGGGAGUUUCAGGGGAAUUCCUGUCAGCAAUAAAUCAAACCUUGACCAAGGUUAUUGUGAAAGAAAAAGAAAAACAAAUAGUCUUAGUAUGUGGAGCCUUUCUUCAGAAAGCCUCAUAGAUACACUGCCUGUUGAUACUAUUCCAGAAAACUCAAUUCGUAAAGUACGAGACUGCAUUUUUUCUGUAGCCUACCCUACUCCUUUUAUAUCCAGAGUUCUUCUUGUAGCAGUUUCAAAGGAUGUUCUGGAAGGCAUUUUGGACCUUGAUGUAUCUGUCAAACAAACAGAUGAUUUUCUCCAGCUUGUCAGUGGUGGGAAAGUGGUUUUAGGGUCUGUUCCUCUGGCCCAUAGGUAUGGAGGCCAUCAGUUUGGUAGUUGGGCAGGUCAGCUGGGUGAUGGAAGAGCCCACUUGAUUGGUGUGUAUACAAACAGGUAUGGUGAAAGAUGGGAAUUACAGCUGAAAGGUUCAGGAAAGACUCCAUAUUCAAGAAAUGGUGAUGGAAGAGCUGUGCUUCGCUCCUCUGUGCGAGAAUUUUUGUGCAGUGAGGCCAUGCACUACCUUGGAAUUCCUACAAGCAGAGCAGCUAGCUUAGUUGUAAGUAAUGAUGAUGUGUGGAGAGACCAGUUUUACAAUGGAAGUGUUAAGAAAGAAAGAGGUGCAGUAGUCCUACGUGUUGCCAAAUCAUGGUUUCGUAUAGGUUCCUUGGAAAUUUUAGCUCAUUCUGGGGAACUGGACUUGCAAAGGACACUGCUAGACUUUGUCAUACAAGAACAUUUUCCAUCUGUAAACAUGAACGAUUCAAAUAGAUAUUUGGACUUUUUCUCUAAAGUGGUAUUGGAGACUGCAAAUCUGAUUGCAUUGUGGAUGUCAGUGGGCUUUGCUCAUGGUGUGUGCAAUACAGAUAACUUCAGUUUGUUAUCCAUAACAAUAGAUUAUGGUCCAUUUGGUUUUAUGGAGUCCUAUGAUCCAAACACCGAACAGCAGAGCUGGCCCUGUUCUGGACAAGAAGUGCAUGCUGCAUCCUUUCUGAGGUUGAUGCUGUGGCUAUGUUUACCCUUUGCUCCUGGAAGCAUUAUGCCUUUCAUGAAGGAUUUUGUUCCAAACACAUCUGAUGAUGAAAGGAGGUAUAAAAUAGGAAACCAAGCAAAUGUUGGGAUGUUUAAUCUGAACAAGCUGUUACAAGCUCUAAAACCUGUAUUGGAUCGCAGACAAAAGCAUCUUGCUUUCCAGAUUCUGGAGGGAUACUCUGAGCAUUAUUAUAGCCGUUUUACAGAACUAUUCAGAGCAAAAUUGGGUCUCCUUGGGGAGAGUGAGGAUGAUAACUAUUUGAUUGCUUUUCUCCUAAAACUCAUGGAAGAUACAAAGGCUGAUUUUACAAUGGCAUUUCGGCAGCUUAGUGAGAUUACUCAAGACCAGCUAAAAGAGCUCCGUGUUCCUCAGCCUUUACAGACAAAGUUUACGUUCUACACCCUGUUGCAUCUGCAAACUUUAUGUUUCUUCUUCGAGCAGUGUCCACUUCAGGUGAGCUCACACCCUUGCACCUUUAAUCAGAUUUUUGGUAGUAGUGCCCAUUUGGUCCGUGUAUGUGACCUACGCUUCCUUGGGCCCCGAUUAAAGGCUAUAUAGGGCUGCCUGGUGAACCAGCCCAGUUCCUUCUCAACCUCGUGGGCCUAACACAGAGCAUUAGUGGUCUAACUUUUGAAGUUUCUGAGCCUGGUUACCCUUCUUUAGUUUAUUGUUUUUUCUUUAGUUAUUUUAUUUACUUUUUAUUUAGGGGGAUUUUCUCUUGAUCCCUUUUCCCCUUUGGGGAGGGGAAACUUCCCAAGUUAAAUUGCUUUGCCCGGGGGUAUGUCAGACUUUCCAGGCUUCAAGCAGUUUAUCUCUUACUGGGAGGCCAUUCCAUUCAGUGACUGGCAUUCCCGUUGUCUCUGUUGCUUUGGAGUGUCUCAUAUCCCACGUAAGUGCUCCAUCUGCUCAACUUUUAAGGGCAGGGCAAAAAAACACUGAGAGAUAAAAUUGAGAUUCUUAAGGAUGGAGCGUUCCCUCCAGCUGGCCUCAGCUCCAGGUCAGGAGACCCCCCUCGAUGUCAGUCACUUAAUUAACAGAGUGCUCCGUCAACUUUGACAUGUUCACCUGCAUUUACCUAAGGUAGAUCCACAGACAAGACCCACAAAAACCAAAGUCUUUCUCCACAGGAAGAGUCCACUUCAAAAAGACCUCAGUCCCUGCAGAGCAAGACUGCUGUGGAGACCUGGUGUCCCACCUUGGGUAUGACUGAGGCUCCAGAUGCUCUCGGAAUCGAUCCUGUGCCUCAGGUGCCGGGCUCAGCAGAAGAAAAGCAUGCUUCAUCGAAGCAUUCCACGCCUCAGAGAACAGUACCCGCAACUUCUUUGGUAAAGUCUACAUCUAAGUUGGCCACUAAGAUGGCGUCAGUACCGGAAAGACACCAUGCCUCUUAUCCACUCUCAGCAGUCCCCAAGGCAUCUUCAUCAGUACCAUCUAUUUCAAUCAGAGUGGACUUGCCAGAACAGCAUAUACCCUCAGUACCAAUAAUGGAAUGAUGCCCCACUCUUCAAACCAACCCGAUAUCAUAGGGGUUCAGAUUCUCAAGGGAUCUAUUUGUUUCAGAGAAGCUGGAGUCUCUCUUCUUGGUCGGUACCAGGAGGUUAUCAGUACCAAGAAAAGCACAGUCACUGAGAUGGGACCUUUCCACAGUACUGCUUGACUUGCCAACAUCUUCAGAGAGUACUGGUGGUCCCCUUCUUGAAGAGGAGGAAUUUUCCCCCAAUUUGAAUAUUUUGAUCCAGGGAUUUCCAUCCUGACACUUCUAACAAGAGCGGGGAGUUGCAUCAAAGACCAGCCCGUGUAUCCCAGACCUUGUUCAAGCACAAGUGGUUGCCACCCCUGUCAAGGCUGAUUCCGCGCUCUGGCACUUCGAGUGCAGAAGGCGGGGGCUCGCAAGGACUCUAAAAAUUAAUACUUGCCACUCCAGGCUUGUAUUAAACUCCCAAGGUUACAGCUUUUCUCUGACCUUGGAUUGGUAGAUGCUGCCACCACCCAAGUGCAGAACCGCUUUGAGAGACCAGGAAGGCUCACUUGGGAAUUCCUUCCUGUGGGAUACCCUCAAGCCCUUUCACACGCUCCUCCGGGGAAGAGCUGAGUGGGGUGGGGGGGGGAAGGAAAUUAGCUGUUGCCACUAGCUAAUUAAAUAAUAUGAACAAACCUCUUAAGACACACAAAUCCAGUUCUGUUUUUAAAAAAGGUAAAUUGUAUUUUAAAAAAAAAGGAAGGAAAAUACAUCUGGGAACUCAGCUGUUGCUAGAUUUUAAAAGAGCAAUUACAAGGAUUAAGCACCAAGAAUAGUUUUCUUGAGGUCCAGCUUAAACGUUACAAGCAAAACAAAAGCACUGGGGUUAGCACAGAGGAAUCCACAAGCCAUAAAGAAACAAAGGCAUAAACCUAAUCUUGUCUUCCUAGACAUUUUCUGAUCUACUUACAUAUCUGGGGUUUCAGAUGAGUAGUUUCUAGGUAUGAUACUGAUGACUUGUCAUACCUGGUCCCAAGAUUUUUACAGCAUCGCUGCUCCGUCCCCCUCUUCCCGGAAGAACAACCACUGACAGACAGAGGGGAAAUUUUUUUCUCAAGUUUAAAAAGUUCUAGCCUUCCCAUUGGCUCUUUUGGUCAGGUGCCCACUCACUUUCUUUUACCUAUGUAUAGCAGUGAGACUUUUUAACCCUUUACAGGUAAAGCAAGGAGAGAACAGCUACUAAGAGGGAUUUUAUAGCAAGCUGGCUGGCUGGGUGUCCAUAAAAGGGAGCUAUUCCCCCUCCCCUUCAUUUAUCACAGCCCCCUUUUGGUCCUUCUCAGUGGCCUACUGGGAUCCAUCAGCAGUUUCACCAUGCCCCUAGUCUCUCUUUCAGAAAAUACAGGGGAGAAGUUCCUGUACUCCAGCUUCUCCUCCUCUCUUACCUCACGCACCUUGGAGGGGCAGGAGGUCAGGGCAGAUAAAGAGGUCACUCCCCAAACAAACAUUUCUUCAUGUUCCCCAGAUGAAGCUGUUAUAUCUCCCUCACUGACUGUGGCUGACGACUUUGGACACUUCUAAGAGUUAAUGAAGUGCAUUGCAAAUUCCCUCCAGAUCAGGAAGUCACAACAUAAGCUCCUGGACAUCCUCCAAUGGACUCCCUCUAUCCGAGUUGCCCUGUUUAUUAAUGAGGCUCAGUCAGUUGUGUAGCUAGGUGGAGUGAACCGGGGCAGCGGGCAUAAAAAAAGGUGCCACCCACUUGUACUCACUGGGCGGUGCUCUGGGUCCUCGGCGGCACUGAAGGCCCCCGCCGCCGAAAUGCCACCAAGGAGCCGGAGCACGUGCAGGCCCCCACCGCCAAUGAGCUGGAGCACCGCUGGGUGAGUAAAAAUUUAAAAAGGCACCACUUGUGCUCAGAGGGGGAGCGGCCGCUACGCUACUGGGCUCAGUUGGAUCCUGCCAAAUCCGACUGGGAGUUCCCUGCGAUGAUUCUGCUGAAGUGCAAAUGAACCGAUAAGAAAAUGUUACAUCCCAGCUAAGGACUCUGAAUUUCUGUUCACCAGUCCAACACCAAAGUUCUUGGUUGUGCAGGCACUAAAUGAACACGGCAGAUAAUGUUAUGCGAAGGCCGUGCCAUGUCAUAAGUACCAAAAAUGCUUUGAUCUAUUCAGAAGAAAGAGCUAUUCAUCCAUGACUCUUCAGUUUAGGAUCGCGAACUAUCAAGCUCUCAUGGCUAAAUAAAAUCACUCAAAUUAUGCCAAAUUCACCACCUUUAUUGAGCAUCUGGUGGAUGAUCAACAUGACCAGUUUCAGGCGAUUGUUAAUGAGGGUCAUCUGUUAACUAGAACAUCACUACAGGCCUCUUUGGAUGCAGCCGACGCUGCCGCUCAGUCCAUCUCUGUGGCAGUAGUCAUGCAGAGGGCUUCCUGACUCUAGCUGUCUCGAUUCCCAAGGGAGGUCCAAAUCAUGGUUGAAGACCUUCUCUUUGAUGGCCUCAAACUGUUUGCUGAGUCCACUGAUGAUUCUCUGUGUACUCUUAAGAAUUCCAGAACCACGUUAAAAUCCUUUGGAAUUUACAUGCCUACAAACAAGUGACAAUUCUGUAGAUCCCAAACUGCACAAAGAUCCCUUCCCACUUCAUUCUUAGGUUUUCAGAGACCGUAUCAACCUCCUAGGAAAAAGUCAAGGUUCCAAAGGAAGAGAUCACCUGCUCCUUCUGUGCCUGCUACUGAAUCAUCAUUAUCAUCUAAGCAUUAGUUUUGAUGGACUGGUCAAACUAUCUCUCAAUACCAAGCUACAUAUACACCAUUUUACCCAUCUUCCACUCUUUGGAAACUGUUUCUCCCAUUUUCUUUUUGCAAUGGAGAGAAUCACAUCAGACAAAUGGAUGCUAGAGGUAAUAAGAUCAGGAUACUCUAUCCAUUUUACCUCCCUUCCCCAUCCCUCUUCACGGACCCCUCUCCUGAGCACCUCUUAAAGCAAGAAGUUUUAACCCACUUCUGCAAAUGGGUGCAAUAGAACCAGUUCCUGUUCUGCACAGAGGGAAGGGGUUUUAUUCCAGCUGCUUUCUGGUCCUGAAAAAAAAAAAGGACAGUGGAGACCAAUUUUAGAUCUAAGACUCCUAAAUAACUUUGUCAAGUCUCAAAAAUUCAGGAUGGUGUGACUUACAUUUAUAAUUCAGUGAUUACUACUGGGGGAUUGGUUUUUAGCCCUCAACCUUCAGGAUGACUAUUUUCAUAUCACAAUUCACCCAUUUCACAAAUGAUUCCUGUGCUUUUCAGUAGACCAGGGCCACUUUCAAUAUCGAGUGCUCCCAUUUGGCCUUUUGUCUGACACAAGAGUAUUCUCAAAGGUGCCGGCAGCGGUCGCAGCUUAUCUUCGACAUCCGGGGAUAACCAUUUUUCUAUGUCUCGACGACUGGCUACUCAAAGGCUGGUUUUACAAUGAGGUUUUUGACACCAUAAAGAGGAUGAGCUCUCUGUUCCAUGAGCUAGGGUUGCAGCUCAACAUUGAGAAAUUCAAGUUGAACCCAGUACAAAGAACAGAGUUCAUAAGAGCCUCCUUGGACACUAUAUCAGCUAGGACUUAUCUUCUCCUUAAUGGAUUCUUGAUGUUAGUGAAUCUUGUCUCAAAGAUUCAAAUCAGCCCAUAGAUAUCAAAAAGAAGUUGUCUUCAAUUGCUCAGACACAUGGCAGCCUGCACUUCUGUGAUGCGAUGUGCCAGGCUCCACCUUUGAUAUUUCCAGGGCUGGCUCAGGACUGUUUAUACUCCAAACAAACACAGCUUGAACAAGUUAGUGUCGGUCUCUCAUCAGGUAAGAGAGUCUCUCAGUUGGUGGAGGGACAUCAACAAAGUCAUCACGGGGACUCCGUUUGUUCAGCCUCCUCCCCCAUCACUAAAAUGACAGAUGCAGCCCUGAGGGGUUGGGGGAUGCCUUUGGGGACCUUCACAGACCAUGGCAAAUGGUCUUCCCAGGAGAUACGACUACACAUCAACCUCAUCGAACAGAGGGCAGUCAGGAAUGCGUGUAUCCACUUCCUCCCUUUAAUCUCCCUUUUGGAGAUGCCUUCCUCAUUUCAUGAACAAAAGGCUUUUGUCAAGGUUCCUUCCCCACUCUGAACUCUAGGGUACAGAUGUGGGGACCUGCAUGAAAAAACCCCUAAGCUUAUUUUUACCAGCUUAGGUUAAAACUUCCCCAAGGUACAAACUAUUUUACCUUUUGCCCCUGGACUUUAUUGCUGCUGCCACCACCAAGCGUCUAACAAAAAUAUAACAGGGAAAGAGCCCGCUUGGAAACGUCUUUCCUCCCAAACCCUACACCCCCUUUCCUGGGAAAGGCUCCUCACCAAUUUGCAGAGGUGAACACAGACCCAAACCCUUGGAUCUUAAGAACAAUGAAAAAGCAAUCAGGUUCUUAAAAGAAGAAUUUUAAUUGAAGAAAAAAAGUAAAAGAAUCACCUCUGUAAAAUCAGGAUGGUAAAUACCUUACAGGGUAAUCAGAUUCAAAAAAUUGAGAAUCCCUCUAGGCAAAACCUUA
Chelonia mydas (Green sea turtle) is the source of this 8040-nucleotide messenger RNA. Its product is annotated as protein adenylyltransferase SelO. The coding region runs from base 887 to 2605 and encodes 572 amino acids. The transcript is spliced from 17 exons. NCBI's taxonomy places the organism in Eukaryota, Metazoa, Chordata, Testudines, Cheloniidae. The record is from RefSeq and is a predicted model, not a curated record.